CAACAACUUAUUGGAAACAUGCCAAUGCUUUUUCUAAAUAAUAUUACAAAAGGAUUUGUUGCAAAUAUACCUGCGAAGCUUGAGAUAAUGGAGCAUUGUUGUAGUGUCAAGGAUAGGAUAGGAUACAAUAUGAUUACUAAUGCAGAGGAGAAGGGGAUUAUAGCACCAGGAAAAAGCAUUUUUAUGGAACCUACAAGUGAAAACACGGGCAUUGGUCUUACAUUUAUCGCUGCCUCAAAGGGAUAUAAGCUCAUCCUAACAAUGUCUGUCUCAAUUAGUUUGGAGAGACGGGUAAUUCUCAAAGCAUUUGGAGCGGAGCUUGUGCUAACUGAUUCAAAGAAGUUUCAGUCCACAACCGCACUCUAUUGUGUGUAUCUUUAG
Messenger RNA from Impatiens glandulifera, 381 nucleotides. Its product is annotated as cysteine synthase, chloroplastic/chromoplastic-like. The transcript is spliced from 3 exons. Lineage: Eukaryota; Viridiplantae; Streptophyta; Magnoliopsida; Ericales; Balsaminaceae. The annotation marks the transcript as partial. Gene Ontology annotation, cellular component: cytoplasm. The record is from RefSeq and is a predicted model, not a curated record. Gene Ontology annotation, biological process: pollen tube growth; double fertilization forming a zygote and endosperm. Gene Ontology annotation, molecular function: cysteine synthase activity.